AUGAUCCCUACACCGGAUCUCUCACAUUUGAAAGCAUCAGAUUAUGAUAAAGUCUAUGAGCCUGCUGAAGAUACAUUCAUCCUAUUAGACGCAAUAGAGGAGGACGUAGAAGAAAUAAAACGCAAUAGACCGAAUUUAUGCUAUGAAAUUGGUCCAGGAAGUGGAUGCGUAUCUGCGUUUAUAGCUAGCAUAUUGAAAUCUAGCACCUUAUAUCUUAGCAGCGAUAUAAACCCGUAUGCCGCAAGCUGCACACGGCGGACAGGAGUACAAAACGGUCAUACAUUGGAUGUCAUACAGGCAUCGCUAUAUGACAAUAUCCGUAUUCCACGUAGUGUGGACUUAUUGCUGUUCAAUCCACCCUAUGUUCCUACAGAGUACGAGGAAAGUACCUUAGCCCAACAAAAUCAGGACAUUUCAGGUGCUUGGGCGGGUGGAAACAUUGGUAUGGAUCUUACGAAUAAAGUGCUCGAAAAUUUGGACAAUCUCCUAAGCGAUAACGGUGUAAUGUAUCUUGUCGCCAUACGGCAGAAUAAUCCACAGGAUAUCUGCCAGAAUCUCAAUAGCAGCGGUUCAUUCGAUGCCAAGAUAUUGAUAUCAAGACGGGCAGGUAGAGAGACAUUAUUUGUUAUAAAGUGUGCAAGAAUAAGGAAUUGAUGGUAUCGCGAUGGGUUUAAUAUCUUCCGCACCUCAUAUCUUCAUUCUUUUAUGAUCACAACACUUUCGAGUACUUUGUUACACUAAUGCUGAUGAAUUAUAUUAUUUAUAUAAGGAUAACAAACAUCUGAGAAACAAAUUAAUGAUAAGCUAAGAAUCUAUCGAGAAGAGAGAUUAUACUCACUCUAUUGCCAAGCCGGACAAUCUGAAACGUCAACAAACGGUACAAAUAAGGAGUAAAGUUACUUUCUGGUGUCUGUCGAUAGCUAUAAGAGCUCAUUAUUUUGUUCAUAUUUGACUUAUUUUAGCAAAGCUCGAUUAUCAAUGCCUGCUCAAUGAAGUUAGCGUUUACAUAUCAUAUCAACCAAAGUGCUCUGCAGAAAAGACUACCAAAGUAUCAGUGUACUGUGUUACCUUCAAUAGGCUCUUCUAAAUGAGGUACAUGCACUAUAUGUCGAAUAUAUGAGAAUGGGUUCUAUAAAAGACUAUCGGCGGUUUGGACACCCGCAUUAUACUUGCCUUUAUCUUUGCGACGGUGCCCAACUCUCAGCAACUGGAGGUGCAUCUGGUCGUCAGCAACAAAAUUUCCAAGCUCUCUUUGCCUCUCAACUUAUAUAGUAGAAGACGCACAUUCGAAGCGU
Molecule: messenger RNA, 1295 nt
Organism: Wallemia mellicola CBS 633.66
Lineage: Eukaryota; Fungi; Basidiomycota; Wallemiomycetes; Wallemiales; Wallemiaceae
Product: putative methylase
Exons: 5
Coding region: 1-654 (217 amino acids)
Biological process (GO): methylation
Cellular component (GO): eRF1 methyltransferase complex
Molecular function (GO): nucleic acid binding; S-adenosylmethionine-dependent methyltransferase activity; protein methyltransferase activity
Source: RefSeq, a predicted model, not a curated record